AUGCAUCCCAAGACCAUUCUUAAAGGCUUCUGGCUCCUCUCUGGCCUCGCCAUUGCGGCACCCCACGGUGGCCACAUUGCUGACCGUGAAGCCAAGCCAGAUGAGCUGUUGUAUGUGAACUCCAAGCGUGAGGCCUCCCCCGACGAGUUGUUGUAUGUGAACUCCAAGCGUGAGGCCUCCCCCGACGAGUUGUUGUAUGUGAACUCCAAGCGCGAGGCCUCUCCCGACGAGUUGCUGUAUGUGAAUUCCAAGCGCGGCAUACCAUAUGAUGCCGAGAAGUUUGAACGCCGAGGGAUUCCCUAUGAUGCUGAGAAGUUUGAACGCGGCAUUCCUUAUGACGCUGAGAAAUUUGAGUGA
Penicillium atrosanguineum is the source of this 357-nucleotide messenger RNA. RefSeq lists its product as uncharacterized. The transcript has 2 exons. The record is from RefSeq and is a predicted model, not a curated record. The coding region runs from base 1 to 357 and encodes 118 amino acids. Lineage: Eukaryota; Fungi; Ascomycota; Eurotiomycetes; Eurotiales; Aspergillaceae.